AUGUAUCGUCACCUCAGAAGUUAUAUGCCUUUAAGUAAACUUCUGACAGCAGAAGCAUUUGUUGUUCUUGAAUUUUUUCUUGCAUUUGGUGCUUUGAGUGUGUUGUCUAUAGUGGCUGGGGUGACACAUGGUGGAAUAGGGUCAUGUCCUGGGGUGCUGGGUGUGGGGUCGAGGGCUGGUGUUGGGCUAGGUUUGUCGUGUGGAGGCCGAGGUUCUAAGGCUAGGCAUGUAGAUGGGUACAAGUUGUGGCACUCAGGCAGUGAUAGGCUCAGGAAUGGCAUAGGUAUCUUAGUGGAUGAGGAGCUCAGGGGGCAGGUAGGGGAGGUUAAUAGGGUUAGUGAUAGGGUGGUGACUAUCAAGUUGGUCUUUGGGGGGUUUACUUUGAACAUCUGUUGUGCGUAUGCGCCACAUGUGGGUCUGGACGAGGAGGAGAAGAAAAGUCUUUGGGAGGUUUUGGAUGAGGUGGUUAGAGGCGUGCCUAGUUCGGAAAAGAUUUUCUUAGGAGGGAAUUUUAAUGGGCACAUAGGUUCUUUGCCGUUAGGGUAUGAUGAUGUGCACAGAGGUUUUGGGUUCGAGGUUAGGAAUGGUGAGGGAGUUGCUCUUUUGGAGUUUGCGAGGACCUUUGGAUUGGUGGUAGUGAAUUUCAGUUUUCCGAAGAAGGAGAAGCAUCUUGUUACUUUCCGUAGUAGGUUAGCCAAGACUCAGAUUGACUUUUUGCUGCUUAGGAAGGGGAAUAUAGCUUUGUGUAAGGAUUGUAAGGUGAUCCCGAGUGAGAAUCUUACGACCCAGCAUAGACUGCUGGUGAUGGACUUGGCUAUCAAGAAGGGCAAGAAGAGGCGGGGUGGGAAGGGUCCGCCUAGAAUUAGGUGGGGCUGA
Molecule: messenger RNA, 876 nt
Organism: Capsicum annuum
Lineage: Eukaryota; Viridiplantae; Streptophyta; Magnoliopsida; Solanales; Solanaceae
Product: craniofacial development protein 2-like
Exons: 4
Coding region: 1-876 (291 amino acids)
Biological process (GO): chromatin remodeling
Cellular component (GO): nucleus
Source: RefSeq, a predicted model, not a curated record